Messenger RNA from Paramisgurnus dabryanus, 8424 nucleotides. It is a transcript of the gene unc13ba, whose product is annotated as unc-13 homolog Ba (C. elegans). Lineage: Eukaryota; Metazoa; Chordata; Actinopteri; Cypriniformes; Cobitidae. Gene Ontology annotation, biological process: dense core granule priming; synaptic vesicle priming; synaptic transmission, glutamatergic. Gene Ontology annotation, cellular component: neuromuscular junction; presynaptic membrane; plasma membrane. The record is from RefSeq and is a predicted model, not a curated record. Gene Ontology annotation, molecular function: diacylglycerol binding; phospholipid binding; calmodulin binding.
AGGGUGGAUGUGUUCUUAGCAACAAGCCAGAGGAGUGUAGGAGGGAGAUAUAGGAGAGAUAGGAGUGGAGCAGUGACACAAAUGCGUGUUAAGAGGAAGAAUUGCCUCUAGAUUUGAAUGAAUUAACGUGUGUCUGUGUUCGUUUAACAGUGAAGAUGACAGGGAGGAGCUUGUCAAGACCACAAAGACUUAUUUAACUGUGAAUAAUAGAGAACGACAGCUACUGUUAUCAUUUUGAGUUAACUUGUUGGAUUAUCGUGAGAGCUGCAUGGAGGUCUGGAGGAUGUGGGCUUUUGACUUGAUCGAAGAAGCUGUCAUAAUGACAUUUAUUUUAUCCUUGAACUUGAUCAGCCCGUGUCUUAUGGGCUUCGUACAUGGAAAUCGACAUAUGGGUUCCUGUGUUUAAUUACGCUGUUUUGGUAAAGUUACACUUUUUGCCUAAAUACACACCUGUGGUUUUACUGAUCUGUGUAUCUUCGAUGCUCCACAGCGCAGACGUUUUUGGAGCCUCUCUUCAGGGCAGAGAGAGCUAGCCUCUCCCUCCCCAGUCCCUUCAACCACAACAAUCAGAGAUGUUCUCUCGGAAUCGCUGCAAUGGACAGGACAGCACAGGAGUCCCUCAAUAUCCCAGACCCAAAAAGAAAACGGGGGUGCCAAAAAGGAGGCAGCCUAAUCCCAGAGUUGCUGUGGUGCUACGUGGGAAAAUUCACCGUUUCCUCCAGGGUUCUGCAGAUCAUAGUGUCCAACCUUCUGAGCUUUACAAUGCUGGAAUUGAAGAAGAGGGUGAAAAUGGGGAAGAAGAUGUUGAGAAGUUGCAGAAUUACUACAAGAGAGGAUUGGAUUCAGCAGAGGUUUGCUGUUCACCUCAGGUUCCAAAUGGGCAUGUUCGUGGAGCAGUUUCUGAAGCACCUUGCGUUGGUGAGGUGGAGCUAAAUCAAGAGGGAGGAAUCAAGAUUCCUUGUACCUUACAGCACAACAGUAGUCAGAACCAUAUCUCGCCAGGUAGUGAACUUGGUGGCGAGUCUAAAAAACAGACAGACUCCUUGCUAUACAGGUUUAAUAUGACUAUUCAGGAUACAAUUGUGGAGGGGAAUAAUGAGGACAAUCAAGAGGAAGAAUCAAGUGCUAUCAUUGAACACAUCAUAAAGGAAUUGCGAGGGAUCAACAAAAUUCAAGAGGAGAUUUCAGACUUAAGAGAGUACUUGUCAUCUGUACGUGGUUCUGUUGAAGAGGUGUCCAGCUGUGUGGAUGCUGUCCUAAUGGAGAUUGAAGGCAUGAGAUCUGGAACUAAAUCUGGUGUGGAGACCUGGCCUGGGGCAACUGGUGGAACUGAUGGUACAUCCCAUCAUCACAAAUUAAACAAUACCUUAACCCAAAGCUGUUUUAAGCCUUCCAUGGUUGAAUCAUCAAGUAGCUUUGCUAAUAUACUAUCUGAAAAUAAAGUUCUUGAUGGAAAAUACAAGGAAUUGCCGAAGCAGGGACUGGGAAUUGGGGGUGUAUGUCCGUCAGUAAGAUCCCAGACCACAUUUGCUGGUGCCGAGACUGCAGAAUGCAUUGAACACAUUCCAUUUGCACAUGAAGCAUCUGAUCAGAGGUCAGAAGCACCUCAAGGUACCGGGAGAAGGAAACUAAGCUUUGGUUACCUUGAGCGCCAGGAUGGCCAAGACUGUCCAAGCACUAGCUCACCCUCUUCAGGUCAAAGUUCCAAGUCCGAGUCUGAUCCAGAAAGGGUGACUCUUGGGCAGGGCAGCACUGGGAUUAAAAGUCAGAGCUGGAACCCAGAGGCUUUAAAACACUUUGGAAGUGGAGAGAUUGGAUGGAGUGAAGAAGAUACUUGCUCCAGACAAGGAAGUUUUGAAGAGGCGGAUAACAGGGACGAAUCGAGAACUGCCAACUUCUUAGGUCAGCUAUCCGUCCUAUCUGAAAAUCACUGCAACUCCCCUUUUAGUACUUGCAGUAGAGAGAAUUGGAAGACAUUGAAGCACUACGAUGCUGAUAUACUCCCAGAAGAGCCUGGAUUGGAUUGCCAUAAUCGCACCAAGGUCUGUCCUCAGAGCUCUGUUUAUUAUACUGCCGCCAUGUAUGAGAAUGAAAAGGUCAAUGCUCCAUUCUUGAGUCUAAAUAACAACUCGACUGGAUUUAAAGCAGAUGUCUGUGAAUCUUCCUUGUCUGAUAAAUGCCCAGUUAAUAUUGAUCUUAAAAGUGAGUCAAUAAAAUGUGGGGUUGUUGAGCAUUCCUGUAAAACAUCAAUAACUGACAGGAACCUUCUGUAUGAAGGCACUUCACUCUGCAAUUUCCCUGAUUGCGAGUCUGACUCUAUUCAUGCCAGUAAUGUAGCCUUUAAUGUUAAAAAGUUUGGCAGAGCAGUUCUUGACUUUAAAAGUGCUAUGCGGGGAGCAAUAAAGAAGCUAGAUGGAACUAACUGUGCUUUGCCUGGAGAGAUCAAUCCCCCCAUAUCCACAUGUGGGGAGCAAAAAGCAGUAAAUGUCCCUAAUAUCAGAACACCAAAUGGAGAGGCAUCUCAAAUACAGACAUCCUUUGUGAAGACUUCACAAACCCUCUAUUCAGAGCAACAUCAACACACCAAUACAGAUCAUGGCUUUGUAGAUAUACCCGAUUGCAUCUCUACCCAAGAAAAGCCUGAAUCUGAGAAUGUAGGACAGAGUGAUAACUCUCCUCACCAGUGUAAUGUUGAGGAUUCAGAGCAUUCAAAAUCAUCAGAGAUGGACCCACCCACGAGUAAUACAUCUGAUACAUCCGAACAUCUCACAAGUGCUGACUGCACAGACAUUGUCCCACAUUCUCUUUUACAUGAGGAACUAGCAGGUGAAGAGGAACAGAGAACACUAGCAGAAGACACACUACAAACUCCUACAGAGUCAUCUUCUGAAGUUGGUAGUAGUGAAGCGGAGCUUAGUCAGAGAGAUGCACGUCGUCUUAAGUGCCUCAGGAGUUUCCAGCAGAUCCUGAGGGAGAAAAGAGAAUCCAGAAGACACCUCAGUAUGGUGACCAUGUCAACAUUUUCUGAGGAUGAUUUUAAUCCAGAUGGCAGCCAGGAUGAAGAUCAGAACCUCAAUGGAGACCACAACAGACAUCCAUGGGCCAAACCUGGUGGAGGAGGAUUAUUUGGCAUUGAUAGCAUGCCUGAUCUUAGGAAGAAGAAACCUAUACCAUUGGUUAGCGAAGUGUCUCUGGUGCAGUCCAGGAAAGCAGGGAUCUCGCAUGCAUUAGCUGUUCGCUCUUCACUAAAGGAUGAAGAAUUGAAGAGUCAUGUGUACAAGAAGGCCCUGCAGGCUCUGAUUUACCCUAUUUCUUGCACAACACCCCAUAACUUUGAAGUGUGGACGGCCACCACGCCCACUUACUGCUACGAGUGUGAGGGCUUGUUGUGGGGUAUUGCACGCCAGGGCAUGCGCUGCUCAGAGUGUGGGGUCAAAUGCCACGAAAAAUGCCAGGAGCUCUUCAAUGCUGACUGUUUACAAAGAGCUGCAGAAAAAAGCUCCAAAACUGGAGCAGAGGACAGAACCCAGCAUAUAAUCUCAGCUAUGAAGGACCGCAUGAAAAUCCGUGAGAGAAACAAACCUGAGAUAUUCGAAUUCAUAAGGCUCGUGUUCAAUAUGACCAAACUGAGUCAUGCUCAGCAGAUGAAGUGCAUUAAGCAGGCUGUACUCGAUGGAACGUCUAAAUGGUCUGCUAAGAUCUUCAUUACAGUGGUGAGCGCACAGGGCCUGCAGGCUAAAGACAGAACUGGUUCCAGUGAUCCGUAUGUGACGGUUCAGGUUGGAAAGACUAAAAAGAGAACCAAAACCAUCUACGGUAACCUUAACCCUGUGUGGGAGGAGACAUUCAACUUCGAGUGUCACAAUUCAUCUGAUCGUAUUAAACUGCGUGUAUGGGAUGAAGACGAUGAUAUAAAGUCAAGGGUGAAGCAACGUCUAAAAAGGGAAUCCGAUGACUUUUUGGGUCAGAGCAUCAUCGAGGUCCGAACUCUGAGCGGAGAAAUGGACGUCUGGUACAAUCUCGAAAAGCGCACAGACAAGUCGGCAGUAUCAGGGGCUAUUAGACUGCAGAUUAGUGUGGAAAUUAAAGGAGAAGAGAAAGUGGCCCCGUAUCACAUUCAGUACACCUUUUUGCAUGAGAAUAUCUUUCACUAUGUGACUGACAUUGAAGGUCAGGGUGCAGUUAAGCUCCCUGUGGCACGUGGAGAUGAUGGCUGGAAGGUCUACUUUGAUGAGGUUGCUCAAGAUAUUGUAGAUGAGUUUGCCAUGCGCUACGGAAUCGAAUCCAUUUAUCAGGCCAUGACGCAUUUUGCAUGUCUAUCCUCUAAGUACAUGAUGCCAGACGUCCCUGCGGUGAUGAGCACCCUCCUGGCCAACAUUAAUGCUUUUUACGCUCACCCCACUUCAGCCACCAGCGUCUCUGCAUGUGACCGCUUCACUGCCUCCAAUUUUGGGAAAGAUCGCUUUGUUAGACUGCUGGAUCAGAUCCAUAACUCUCUUCGCAUUGACCUGUCAACAUACAGAAAUAAUUUCCCAGCUAGCAGUAAACCUCGCCUGGCGGAUCUCAAAUCCACGGUGGAUUUAUUGACUAGCAUUACAUUCUUCAGAUUGAAGGUGUUGGAAUUGCAGUCUCCUCCGCGUGCGGCUCACAUGGUCAGGGAUUGCGUAAAAGCGUGCCUUAAUUCAACGUAUGAGUACAUCUUUAACAACUGCCAAGAACUGUACAACAGACAGUUUCAACCAGCUGUGGAACCUCAGAAACCUAAAGAAAAAAAGGAGGAAGAGGAUGAUGAAGAUGAUGAGGAUAAAGCAGAAGAAAAAGAGGAAGACAAUGCCACUGCAGAGGAACCAGGACCAAGCGUCCAGAACUUGGACUUCUGGCCCAAACUCAUCACCUUAAUAGUGUCCAUCAUCGAAGAGGAUAGAAACUCUUACAGUCCUAUAAUAAAUCAGUUUCCUCAGGAACUGAACGUGGGGAAGGUCAGUGCUGAGGUGAUGUGGACACUCUUUUCUCAGGAUAUGAAGUAUGCACUGGAAGAGCACGAGAAGCUCAGGCUGUGCAAAAGUGCCGACUACAUGAAUCUGCAUUUCAAAGUGAAAUGGCUCUAUAACGAAUACGUCCACGACCUGGCCGCCUUCUCCAACACCGUCCCAGAGUACCCAUCGUGGUUUGUGCCAUUUGUUUUGCAGUGGCUGGAUGAGAAUGAGGAAGUGUCAAUGGAGUUCAUGCAUGGAGCUCUUGAGAGGGAUAAAAGAGAGGGGUUCCAGCAGACAUCUGAGCACGCUCUGUUCUCCUGUUCGGUCGUGGACAUCUUCACUCAGCUUAACCAGAGCUUUGAGAUUAUCAAGAAACUAGACUGCCCUGAUCCUGUGGUUGUCGGCCAAUACAAUCGACGCUUUGCCAAGACCAUCACCAAAGUGCUCAUGCAGUAUUGUGCUACUCUCACCAAGAGCUUCCCAUCUUACUGUGAGAAAGAGAAGACUCCGUGUAUGUUGAUGAAUAACGUUCAGCAGAUCCGUGUGAUGUUGGAGAAGAUGUUCGAAUCUAUGGGAGCCAAACAGUCUGUGGCCAAGAAGAAGCAGGAGGAAAAGAAAGACAAAGAGAAAGAGAAUGAGAACACAACUACAAAGGUGUCUGAUGGAGCCGAGAAUGAUGCAACAGUCAACACAAAAAAGCUUGACUCGGAGGCUGCAGAUAUCCUCAAUGACUUGCAAGGGAAGCUUAAUUCUGUUCUGGAUAACCUGAGCGCCGUGUUUGCCAAGAGUUUCCAGGGUCGUAUAAACGUGUGCAUGCGACAGAUGGCCGAGAUCCUGUACCAGAAUAAAGGUCCUCUGAAUCAAAACAGUCGUAACACCGUAGAAGCUGAUGCAGACAACGCGCUCCGACCGCUUAUGGAGUUCCUUGAUGCAAACCUCAGCAUCUUUGCAGACAUAUGUGAGAAGACGGUGUUGAAGCGCGUGUUGAAAGACCUGUGGAGAAACGUUUUAAUCUGCAUGGAGAAAACUAUUGUGUUGCCCCAGAGCAGCGACAGUAUUGGAGUUCAACUUCUUACUGCUGCUAAGGAGCUUUCUAAACUAAAGGGAGGGGCGGAGCCGAAAAGCUUGUCACCGAGGCAAUGUCUCAUCAUGGAGGCGACGCUGGAUGCAAUCAAGCUGUUCUUCCAUGCCGGUGGGAACGGUUUAAAGAAAGUCUAUCUGGAGAAGAGCCCUGAGCUGUCAUCUCUGCGAUACGCUCUAUCCCUCUACACACAGGCUACUGAUGCUCUUAUCAAGGCAUUUUUGACAACGCAACAUGCUCAGGUUCAAAAUGGCAUGGGCAUCAGGAUCACCCCCAAAGAGAACGUUCGACCUGACAGAGGCUCCGAGGUUGAGCGGCCAAUAGGAGAAGCAGUGAUUCAGUUGGAUUUGUCGCCCCCUGCUGGAAACACCGAGCAGAAACUCAGCGUGAGAGUGGUUGCUGUGAAUGACAUGAAAUGGCAGACAUCAGGUAUGUUUCGCCCGUUCGUUGAGGUGAACUUGAUUGGUCCACAACUAACGGAGAAGAAACGGAAGUUCACAACCAAAUCUAAAAACAACAGCUGGACGGCAAAAUACAACGAGGCCUUUCAAUUUGUGAUGGGUAAAGGUGUGAAUCUGGACUGCUAUGAGGUUCAGAUAACGGUGAAGGAUUACUGUUUCGGCCGGGCAGACCGGGUGGUCGGGAUUGCGGUACUGCAACUGCGUGAUGUGGCGGACCGGAAAAGCUGCGUGUGCUGGUGUCCGCUUGGUCCCUGUAUUAAUAUGGAUGAAACCGGAACCACAGUACUACGAAUCCUCUCUCAGCGCUCGAGCGAUGAGGUCGCCAAAGAGUUUGUCAGACUUAAAUCUGAGACCCGGCCUGUCGAGGAGGGGAGAUGAAGACACUUUGGUAUUUUGGAACUGACUACAAGGACCCACACUGUUUCUAAAAUUGUGCAUAUUUAUUCAAAGCCUUAAGAGGUACGUAACUGUUUGACUGGCUGUGUGCAUCACGAUGAUCAUCUGGACUGGAGGAAGUGCUUUUAUAAAUCUGCAAGUUGUGAGAAUUUAUUGAAGAAUGUUUAAAGCACUUUGCAAUGGCAUUGGAGACAUUACGGAAAAUGUGCAUGCGCAAGACGCAUUUCGGUUUUAUGAUACAAAGUUGUUGCCAAAGCACAAGUCUUGUAGCUCAUUCCACACUGUUCCUUGUGGCCUUUGAGUGGGAGGAGUCUUUACAAAGGGGGAGUGGUCUAACAAGAGCUAUUUAAAUUAUUACAGUUCUUGGCUGCCCAACUUUGAUUGAUUAAACUCACAUGCGCUAAACAAAAAUGUUUUUGACAUUUUUUUAAGGUCUUCAUUCGCAGACGUACUGUAAACACUUAAGUUUCCACGUUGUUUAAGGGAGUAUGUUUAGAGUAUGUUUACCGUACUUUCCGGACUAUAAGCCGCAUCAUUCAAAAAUGCGUAUAUAUAUAUAUAUAUAAGUUGAAGUGCACUAUACGUUGUGUUUAUUUAGAAAUUUAUUUCACAAAAUCCAAGCCGCAGAACAGACAUAUAAUCUGGAAAAGGCAAGUUAUUCAACUAGACAAUAGCAGACAGAAGAGCAGGCUGAAUAGAUGUCUUUACGUUAAAAGUAAUAUUAUCAGUUAUUUAAACGAUAAACCAUAGCAUAAAGAACUUACCUGUAACGUGAAUAGGCUAAAUUAACCGAACAAGCCAACUAGCGUGAAGUUUGCAUACUCUUCAUUCCACAUUACAGAAUCCAUUGAAUUACAUAAUUACAGAAGCAGCAUAUGGCGGACUCUUGCGGCUAUAGACGGUAAUGUUGUCUCUUGCCUCAUAAAUGUCAAAAUUAGACGCACCUGACUGUAAGACGCAGCACCAGCCAAGUUAUGAAACAAACCGUGGCUUAUAGACCGAAAAAUACGAUAAGAUGCUAAAAUAAGAAGUUUUUUUUUUUGCAUACCGGUGUCCAUGUAAACAUACUGAUAGAUACACAUAUUCUCAUUCCUAAUGUAAUUCCUGAAAAUUAUCUUUGUAAUACCUGUCGUUCAUCAUCUUUGUUUGACUUUAAAGGUAUCUGUGAUGUGCUCAGAUUUUUCCAUUUAAUUUCGAGCAGCUUUAUUUGUUUACAAAUAGCCUAAAAACAAUAGUACAUACUUAACAUCUAUAGACCAACCAGUGCCAGCCAAUAAGAAGGGAGAUAUGAAACUUUGUUUACCUUGUGCCAAGUAGUUGUAUGCUAACAUUUUGAGCUGUAAUAGUUUUUGGUGUUGUUGUUGUUUAUGCACAACCAAACAGAUGCACACUUUCUGUAAAGUAGAUUCCCUUGUAGGCCUAUUUAUUGUAAGCAACUUUAUGUAUGUAUUGUCAAUAAGUGAAAAGCUAUUUAUGUAUUUAAAACUUUAUUUAUAAAAUGUUUAUGAAA